GGCCCACUGGUCCUGUGGGAGGACACACCAAGCACUAUAUAAAAGUCCUUCAUCUUGCUAUGCUCCACAAUCCACGUUCUUGGUUGAAUCUUGUUGAACAUCAGGUUCUACGAAUCACCUUAGUAUGUCCAGUGAUCAGCAGUACAAGCAGCCAUGUGCACCCCCACCAAAUCUUCAAAAGACCCAACAGCAGUGUCAGGCACAGGCUGAAGUAGUGUGCAUCCCCCAAGACCAGGGCUGUUGCCAAAAGAACCUGGGACAAGAUCAAGAAGUAUGUGUCUCUCAGUGCCCAGAGUUAACCCAAGAAAACUGCCCACAGCAAGUCCAAGAUCUGUGCCAAAACCAGUGUCAACCUCAGUGUAUGGAGCCAUGCCAGGAGCUAGCCCAGGAAAAAUGUGUGGAGGUGAGCCCACAGAAAGUGCAGGAGAAGUGUUCACCCACUGACAAGGUGAACUAGCUGCUCAUAAGCCAUGUGGGAUCAAGAAGACCAAAGGAUGAAAACCCAAUCCCAACCCCAACUCUGAUAACCCUUUUCCUUUGUAUACAGUGUACUUCUUGCCUCUUGGCUUCCUCAGUACUCCAGGACUUGGUCUCUGAAGACAGUUUUUGCUGUAUUUUAUUAACCUCUCUGAAUAAGUAUUGCUCUCAGCAGCCUGGUAGAAGAUCUCAAAUGUAGGACUGGUGUGGUUAUCAAGGAGACCACCAAAGCCUAAUACAGCUCUGUUGGGGCAAAAUUGGAUCAAGCCCUUGGUAUGUAAUGAUGAAGGAUGACUUUGCUCAUCUUUUAUAAUAUCAAAAUCUUAUUCAAACUUCACAACCAUCUGACUGAUAGACUUUGUGUUUAUCAUCACUGCUACAACUAUGAAUGUUAAGAGGUUGGAUAUGAUGAGAAAACCAAAACUUGGGUACUUUUUUCUCUGCCCCUAACAGAGACAAUGAUUGGGCACUGCCAUGUUUGUUACGCUUUUUUAAAAUGAAACAAAAUUAUGUAAACGAUUGAGUUUAAACAGCCAAUAAGGAAAGGCAAGAUGGAAUCUUGCCUUUGUGCUUCCUAGCUAGUCUGCUUGAGGACCUUUGUUUUCAUCAUGUACACUCUGCAGAGAUAUGAUUUGUGGCUCUGUGAUACAAGCUGGUCUGUUUUCCAGCUUCCUCACCUUCUUCUCCCUGGUGAAGGUGAAAUACAUAAUAAAGCUGUUCCUAAGGCUGA
Cavia porcellus (domestic guinea pig) is the source of this 1207-nucleotide messenger RNA. It is a transcript of the gene Prr9, whose product is annotated as proline rich 9. The transcript is spliced from 2 exons. The coding region runs from base 125 to 457 and encodes 110 amino acids. NCBI's taxonomy places the organism in Eukaryota, Metazoa, Chordata, Mammalia, Rodentia, Caviidae. The record is from RefSeq and is a predicted model, not a curated record.